Messenger RNA from Exophiala spinifera, 3153 nucleotides. RefSeq lists its product as uncharacterized. The record is from RefSeq and is a predicted model, not a curated record. Gene Ontology annotation, cellular component: mitochondrion. Bases 1 to 3153 code for a protein of 1050 amino acids. Gene Ontology annotation, biological process: mitochondrial tRNA 3'-end processing. NCBI's taxonomy places the organism in Eukaryota, Fungi, Ascomycota, Eurotiomycetes, Chaetothyriales, Herpotrichiellaceae. Gene Ontology annotation, molecular function: 3'-tRNA processing endoribonuclease activity. The transcript has a single exon.
AUGAGCGACCACAAUCAUGGCUUGAAGUCAGUCGGUGUGCGGACAAACUUCCACGCCCAAUUUGUCACUACACCUACCUCUGACACCCCCGGGACUAGUCUACUGUUGCACUUUGACAGCAAGAGAUAUCUUAUUGGAGAACUUGUGGAGGGCACACAACGUGCGUCUAUCCAGCGCGGACUAGGCCUGCGAAAAAUCCGGGGGCUGUUCUUGACCGGAAAGACUGAAUGGAGCAAUGGAGGGCUGAUCGGUACAAUACUCACAAUGGCUGAUGUUCAGCAGGGCGAGGUUGAAAGCGAUGGCUCGGCUCGACGCCCGAGACUCAACAUCUACGGAGGCCCGAAACAACUGCACUCUCUUGCUUGCGCUCGAAGAUUUGUGUUUCGCACAGGAAUGCCGCUUUCGGUUCAUGAAUUCGAUGCAUCCAAACACAAAAUGCCGCGAAAGAUCCACGAAGAUGAGAAUAUUCGUGUCUGGGCGAUUGCAACAGAGCCUAGGACCGAUACGCAAGACGACUCUGAGACAACUGCCUUAUCUGAUUCUGACCGCAUCCUCCAUGAGGACAAACUCGACGAGCUUCGUAGAGACACGGAGCAGGGCCUUCGCAGUCAGAUUGUGAACAAUAUGUUCGACUCUGAAUGGAAAAAGGAUAGACUUGUUGAGUCCAAAGUCGGCGACAUCAAUCUCCCUGCCAUGGUAUGGACAAGAAAUCCAGAGACAAAACAGCUGCAACCGCACACAUGCCUCGACCGAAACAACCUUGGUGGACUAACUCUCGACACCCCAGUAUUGGUACGUAUGCCUUGGCCUGCAUCAACUGUCGAGAAACUGCCUGAUGCCUCGGCACUUCCGAGCAAUGUCUCGAUGUCCUACAUUGUCAAAGGUCAUGCACAGCGAGGGGCCUUUUCGCCUCAGAAGGCAAAAGAUCUCUUUCUAAAGCCUGGUAAACGGUUUGCGGAUCUGGUUGCCGGCAAGAGUGUUGAAAAUGAUAGAGGUGAAACGAUCACGCCGGAUAUGGUUCUUGAGCCAGGCCGCCCUGGAAGAGGCAUCGCGAUUUUUGAUGUCCCCUCUGUCUCACAUCUUCUCGAUCUUGAAUCAAAAUUAGAUGACCAGAGUGAUGAAGUGCUUGAGGGCGUUGAGGCGGCCGUCUGGAUCUGCAGAGGCAGUUUGCCUUACAGCCCUCGGUUCCAGGCACUGCUAAGCAAGUUAAAGACCAUGAAACACAUCAUAUCGCAUCCAGAUAUCGGCACCGACUACAUCACCCAAACAUCGAGUGCUCGGUCCUCCUUGAGGCUGUCCAAAAUUGCUUCAGAAUUCUUUACGGUGCCUCGAUACGACAACUCCAGUGGAUACAAUCCCAGCCGACAAACAAAGUCCAAGACAUCACGAGACAAGCAGACGAUGAUCGAAGUUGAUGAUCCUGAGGUUGAAGUUGUCGCUGCAACACGGGGACUGAAGGUCAACAUUGAACCAAAGCUUGUUUUCGAUGACAGUGAAGUUCCUCCUACCGAAGACCUAGCGACGUUAGAUAUGCAGUUGGACCAAACGAUCAAAGAUCUAUUUCCCGAAGAUAUGUCGCCAUAUCGAAGAUCGACGACCGCGUCAUCUAAUGAUCUGGAGGAGCCUGAGAUUAUAACGCUGGGAACCGGCUCUGCGGCACCAUCGAAAUAUCGCAAUGUCUCUGCUGUUUUACUUCGGAUGCCUCACGCAAUGGGCAACUACCUGUUUGAUUGUGGAGAAGGAACAUUGGGUCAAUUAAAACGACUAUACAAUAAAGAGCAGCUCGCUGAAAUCCUGUACAACCUCAAGGCUGUUUGGAUCUCACACCUGCAUGCGGAUCAUCACCUGGGUACCGUUACAGUCCUUCAAGCCGCCAGCUCGGCUCGCAAAGCACUCACCCGUCCAGGCACAUCUCGUCCUGCACCUCCUUGCCUGAUAUCAGAGGAAAACAUGAUUGACUAUAUGGACGAAUAUCAAUCUGUAAUCGGGACACGCACAGAAUCGCUCUGCACACCUGUCGUCUGCCAUUGGUCAAGAUCUCCUGCCAUGUCACUACGUGGUGCCCCGUUCGACUUUCGGCAGACUAAUGUUCCCAUCCGAGAGUUGAAAACCGUAAAGGUAAAUCAUUGCCACGGUGCCCAAGCAAUCUCGGUCACGUUCGACAACGGGUUCAAGUUCUCAUACAGUGGUGAUUGUCGACCGAACGAAUCGUUCUGCAAGAUCGGUGCUGAUUCCGAUGUCCUGGUUCACGAAGCCACUUUCGACGAUGGCCUCGAGGGUGAUGCGCAGGCCAAGAAGCAUUGCACAACGGGCGAAGCAGUCGGCGUUGCUUUGGGCAUGAGGGCAAAGAACCUCAUUCUCACGCACUUCAGUCAAAGGUACCAAAAGAUCCCGGUGCUCAGCAGCGUAAAAAUGCCAGAACACGUUUCCGAAGAGGAUUUACUCGACGAUGAUGAUGCUGAAAUGACGGUGGCCCCUGAGCUCAGUGCCCAUCAAGAAGCGACCAGUGUCCCUGAAAAAUCGGACACCACAGCCUGGUUGGAUGGGGAUGUGACUCGCAAUCUGAACAUUGGUGUUGCUUUUGACCUCAUGAGAGUCAAAGUCUCGCAGAUCGCAUCGAUGAAACGGCUCUUCCCUGCCAUUUCAAGAAUGUUUGAUGUUGAACAGAUGAAGCGUGACAAAGAGCGCCAGGAGGUCAGUGCUGCGCUGAGGGCAAUCGAGGAGCGGAAGAAUGCCGAAAAAAUCGCACGUCAGGAGGCCCACAGAAAGAGAUUUGAGGAGUCCCAGGCGAAGAAGAAAGUUCAGAAACUACAGAGCCAGAAAGGCGCGAAUCAGCAAAAGGGCAACAAAAGAAAACUUGGACAAGAGAAGGAGCAGGACUCGGGAAGCGGAGAACAGUCUACGAGUAACAGGAGUGUUGUUCCGCCUGAGGACAUAAAAGCGUCCCAGGCCCAGGCACAAGCUGGUGAGAACGACACGCAGUCCAAAUUGGGUUUGAAUGAGAAUGCUAAGUGUGCUCAGAAAUGUGAUGCUGGGAACCACGUUGCCACUACUCAUGACUCUCUUGACGAUAUAGAGAGAUCAACAACAAUUCCCAGUCCAAAGACAGAAAGGAAGGAGAAGAGGAUUAAGCUUUAUCCCGCACCUGCCUAG